Trichoderma aggressivum f. europaeum is the source of this 402-nucleotide messenger RNA. RefSeq lists its product as uncharacterized. The record is from RefSeq and is a predicted model, not a curated record. Bases 1 to 402 code for a protein of 133 amino acids. The transcript has a single exon. NCBI's taxonomy places the organism in Eukaryota, Fungi, Ascomycota, Sordariomycetes, Hypocreales, Hypocreaceae.
AUGCAGCCGGCCCCCGUUCCGGAUGGGGCCAACCCGGUUCUAAAAAGCCAAGUUUAUCAAACCGGCGCCAAAGGAGUCGACCAAACCCAGCUGCACGAUGUCCCCGGCGUUGCUUCUUUCGGCGAGUCUCCAAUAUCAAGUGUGCGCUUCCUGAGGAGGAGGAGAGAAAUGGCGGAUCUGUGCGCGGCAGAGUUCGGCUACACGAGAGUCAGCAAAGAACCGGGAGAAAUGAAAUGUCAGGCUGGCAGCUUCCAAAGCAGCCAAGAUCCUCAGCCAUCAGAGCCCAACAUGCACCCAUACGUGCCAACCAAGGCACGGCCUCUUUCUCCAAAGGGCCAGCAAUCCCCAAGGCCAACACCCACACCGAAGCAGAAACAUAUCUUCAGGGAAGUCCCCCUGUAA